Colletes gigas is the source of this 3673-nucleotide messenger RNA. RefSeq lists its product as uncharacterized. The transcript is spliced from 6 exons. NCBI's taxonomy places the organism in Eukaryota, Metazoa, Arthropoda, Insecta, Hymenoptera, Colletidae. Bases 445 to 1260 code for a protein of 271 amino acids. The record is from RefSeq and is a predicted model, not a curated record.
UGGAGGAAGUUUAUUUUGAGCUACUGAAAUGUAACUCGGGCUCAAGGUUAAUUAGAACGAACGAAGAAGAGAACUCACAAUCGGUUUUAAGAUUUCAUUUGAUAUUAAAAACGAUAUGUAAAAGAAACGUAUGUAUGUUCGAGACUGUUAUUUCCGGAAGCUUUUCAAUCUGCAUGUAAGUUAGUAUGAAACAUACUGCUGACCUAUCUUUUCAUCCAUUCAAACAGUCUUACUCACGGACCACCCUUAUGUACGUUUGUGCCCGGGGUCUCAAGCAGCGCGUGACCCGUGGAUGACGCCGGCGCGUGUAACAAAGAAAAGAACGAAACCUCGGCUCGAACAAAACCCAAGAGAGCAAAGAGACACAAUAGAGGGCCAAGAGAGAGGGUGGAUGUCUUCGGGUGCAGCGGCAGCCAGAGAACAUAAUAAAAGGAAAAAGGACGAAUGAUGAUACACGUGUCGUCGGAGAACGCUCAACGAUACGAUCGUGUCAAGCGUAAGAGCGUAGCGUUUCUCUCGAACUUUUUUAAGUCGAAAAAGUUGACGUUAGGAAUGAAGAUCAACGAGGAGGAGGAAAUGGAACGGGCCCCCAAAGUCGAGCAACCCGCGAUCAUCACGAACACUUGCAGGCGCAGCGGUAGCGAGAAUGACAAUCAGGUAUCGAGAAUUCCGUCGACCUUGAGCGUGGCAGCCGUCGAUGUGGUCGUCGCCUGUCAGCCGUCGCCAUCACAUUCCGUGUUAACCUUGACACCUGGUAGAACACGGAACAUUGAUCAGGAUAUGGAGGCACUUAGACUCAGUCGACAGGAUAAUCCUUUCCUGCAGGUGCUGGCCAGUCGCGAGAGCCUCGUGGAAUCCAUAGAGGAGUCCGAGUCGGACGACGCCAUACUCAUGUCUCACGAGUUGGGCGACGCGGAUCCGUUGACACUGGCACAAGUGCACGAGCAUUUAGUACGCAGCCCGCCGCCAGCGUCGUGGCCGCACACCACAACCUUCCAUUUCCCUCAUCAGAAUCAGAACACGAACACGAACGGGAACGGGAAGAACGACUCGUCGACGCGUUGCAAAAGCCCAACGAAGACGCCGUCGUACAGGGGCAACGAUCACGAGCUUUCUAGAAGCGAACCAUCCACGGAUAUCAGAGAUCGCCACUCGCACACGUUCUCGUUAUUGCAUCCGACGCCGAUUCGCUCGCUGUCGGACGUGCGACGGCUUCACAGAUCGGCGGACGACAGUGUGCAGCUGAUGUCGAGCGAGUAACACGCUCGAUCGUUCCGGUCCGCGACCGGGCCGAGAUGGUUUUACACAUUCAGUACGGGGAAGCGUGCUUCGUCGGUGCAAUGUUCCCGAGGAGUACGUCCGCGCAACGAGGAUACUCGAACCGUUCCUCGGCGAGUUGACGCGAUCGAGGUCCGUCGUGUCGAUUUCUCGGGUGGAUCUCUAUCCGCUACAUCGAGAGCCAAUUGUAUCCGCGAGUGGCGUUGACAUUGUCGCGCAGGUUGGUUUCUGUGCAGAGCAAACUCGACACCGUCGGGAGUCGUUCGAAAGAAUUUCGAAGAUUUUUACGUUUCGAGGGAUCGCGAGUCGCACGUAAUCGGAGAAACAAAAUUUUUCGAUUGUUUUUCCAGCCCCCAUAACUCGGGGCUUAUCGGUACCGUGAAAUCAAAACAGCAAAACGAGAGUUGAAACCGUGAGGGAAGAGUAUUUUUAGAUAAUCCCGAGAACCCUUUGUCCCGAAUCGCGCACGCAACGACAAGCAAAGGAAAGCGGCAUCUGUGUUGUCGGGCUGACGUUUCGGGAGUCUCGACGCCAUAGGAUGGGCUAUCGUUUCAAGCACAAAGAUUAGUAAUAACUAUUGUUUACUAAUUGAGAGUAAUCGUUUUAUACACCGGGUGUGCCCCUUUUUCCGCGCGUGCAUCGUAAAUCGUGCACUGGGCGAAAAGUAACGAGACGAUCGAAACGGCGAGGAGCGGAACUACGCUCGCUCAUCGAUUUCAACGUGUUCGACUGCAAUGGGAAUUCGAGAAAUACGGUAACUUGUUCUGUAAGUCGGGGAAUUUAUAUGCUGCCAGAGUGUAUAAUACUUUUGAGCGACGGAGAGCAAAUUUUUCAGCUCUUUCGUCGUCUUUCCCUUCGAGCAACAUUUAUUGAGGUUAUAAUCUGUUAAAUCGAAAAGUUUCUAGAUUUAUUUCUAGAUUUAUUUCUAGUAAUUAUUUCUAGAUUUCUUAAAACCAGUUUGCAAGUCGAUGGGCGAGCGUGACGCGUACAAUUUCGUCCGCAAGUUGAAGUUUGCUUUAUUUGCAAAAAAAACAACGGCCUGACGCAGUUACCGACCGGGCCUAGCAACAAUAAUUACCGAUCGAUGCUCGACCGUGCAGGCAGACGAGCCUGCGUUCGAUCGAAUACUAUUGUCUUUAUUGUUAAUCGGAUCGAGAAAUUACAACAAUAUUCCUGAAUGCCCCGUCGAAGUAAUAAAGGGGAAAAUCGUGCGCGCGUGUUUACAGUCAAUUUGUGCAUACAAAUACGCGUGCUCGUUUCUAACGAGGUUGACUCACGAAAGUAACGAUGGAUGGGAAUAAAGUGGUGCUGUACCUCUUGCAAUAAUUACACUGCUAGUCACGGACGUUUGAUUUGUUAUCGAACGAUCGAAUAUUAUCUAUACACUUGGAACAAAAGCUUUUCUUUUUAAUUCUUCGAUCUUUGUUCCCUUUGCAAUUAACGAUACGUCGCGUAAAACGAGGUUCCACCGAUUUUCAUUCGUAAAAAGAUGGGAAGUUUAAUGGUACUUAACGGGAAAAGACAAGGUUAAACUUCGUUUUAGGGGAUUAUUAUAUUCAGUUUGUUACGUUCGGUUCCAAUUAAGAAGUUACGUAAUUUGUUCUAGAUAUUAGGUUAUACAACCUCAUUAUAAUUAGUUUCCACACCGUAACUAUUAAUUUAAUUUAAUUUAUGGCUCUGUUUGCGUUUCGAAGUUUUAACAUAACAGGUGCCACUUUGUACCUGCACUCGAUAAACGUCGAUACACACGACGCUUAAACAUCGACGUUACGUCUCGUUUGUGACUCGAUCAGUUGGUACCACCGAAUUAGUUGUACUUAAGAAGCACAACGUGUUCUUAUUUCCUUUUUUUCCAUAACGAUAUGAUGCCGUACCACGAAGAUUUUUCACGCGUUGUUUGCGCAAGAAAACGAUCGGAAAGAACAGAGAAUCAUCUUUUGCUUCGAUCAAACAAUACGUACGAUAUUUCGAGCGUCCUUAUAGAAAAUUAUCUUGCAAUUAACGUGGAAAGAUUUGCAAUUAUAUCGUCGGCGAUAACCCGACUGUAUCGUGAAAGUAAUUAAGUAUUACGCGUCUUUGUUUAAAGUAUUAUUUCACGAAAUAGUGACACGACUGCGUUAACUGUAUCGAGCAAGUUUAACGAGCUUACAUUGUUGUUGUUAUUGUUGUUGUUAGGUAUUUAUUCUGCACAAAUCAUUUUCGCGUAUCGGAAUAUUUCUUUCGUAACCAUUCGUUUUCACUGUAAAGACAUGUUUUCGCGUGGCAGUAAACUGUCAUCAAAAUGCAGCGGUUUUGAAAUUAUUUAUAUGCAGUUACACAGGGUGUUCAAUCAACCAUGGGAUAAAUUUUAACGGGAGAUUCUUGGGGCCAAAAUAAGUCGAAAGUCAAGAAUACC